This is a messenger RNA of Glossina fuscipes, 951 nucleotides long. RefSeq lists its product as uncharacterized. Bases 1 to 951 code for a protein of 316 amino acids. The transcript is spliced from 3 exons. The record is from RefSeq and is a predicted model, not a curated record. Lineage: Eukaryota; Metazoa; Arthropoda; Insecta; Diptera; Glossinidae.
AUGGAUAUUAAGUCUCUACUUCUUCAAUCUGUAAGCGAGAAAAAGGUUAUAAGCGGCUCACGACGAGUGCAUUUUGGUAAAUUUAGUUUUAUCAUUAAAUACGAGAUAAAAGGCAAAUAUUUGAGUGUGAUUGGUGUGAAAAGAGUAUCGAAGGUACAUUGGACAUUCCGUCAACGCUUGAAACGGAGAAGACGUCUGAUGGUUUGUUAUAAAAAAAAAUAUCAAAAAUGGAUGUGUGAAAAUCCCCCAAAUUUGGUGCAAAUACAAUGUUCAGGCGAUUGCCCAAUUAGGAGAACCAUUUCAGGUACUAGAGAAAAAAGUUCAGCCGUAAAACCGAGUAAAGAAUGUCAAACUAUCGGUGUAUAUAAAAUCCCCCCACGAUUACGGCAAAUUCAAUUAAGCGAUUCGUCGCAGCAGACUAUAGCGUCGGCUAGAUUUUCUUCUGCACAUCAUUUCAUCAAGACUUUCUCAACUGGAAGUCAAACAGAAAGAAGUACUCAACCACAGAGCACUCAAUGCCAACCAAGAACAAACGAAUCGGCUGCACAAACCGAUGAAAUUCACCUAAACAAUUCAACUCCGCAAGUAUGGCAAGAAAAUUUCAGAAAUUUCGAAACCCAAUGCUCAGCCAACGUAUACGAUCCAAACGAUAUACGACCACUCAAUGCUAUUUCUGAAUGUUGUAGACAUGUAUCAUGCGAAAAAGAAGCUGUUAUCUACAUGCUAAGCGAAAUUGGCGAAUUAGUCUUAAAUCAAAAUCAUAUGCUUCAUACUAACUCGCAACUAUUAAACGAACUAUCGGAUACGGCGUUACUUAAUAAGCAAGUAACAAUAGGGCGUGCAUGGAGCAAGAAACGAGAAUUUAGAAUAUGGCGCAGAAGUAUAAAAACUCAGCAAUUACUAAAGACGAGAUUAUUAAGAAAUAAACCAUCGAUUACAGUGAAAAUGUAA